Schistosoma margrebowiei is the source of this 1791-nucleotide messenger RNA. The record is from the annotation of a GenBank genome assembly. NCBI's taxonomy places the organism in Eukaryota, Metazoa, Platyhelminthes, Trematoda, Strigeidida, Schistosomatidae.
AUGGGCACUCAUUCACUCUAUCACUUGGUAAUAUUAUUUGAGGAAACUGAGAAGAAAUUAUCAAAAUCGCUUUCAUACAGUUCUCCAUCCUUACCGUAUCCAUUUAUUAUUCGGAAGUCACUUGAAAAGACUAGGCACCCCGAAUUAAGUACUUCAGAUAUUCAAGGUAGCAGGCAAUUUAAUCAAAUUACUGUGGAAACGUAUACAAUGGAUACCUCAGAGUCAUGGGAUGUAGACAAUUGUGAAGAGAUAAGUUUUCUGUCUGGUAAUCCAACUGUCGAAACCACCGAAGGUAUCAUACAUAUAUACAAAAAUCAGAGAGAAGUGCCACGAUGUAAUGACAUGGUUACGAGUACUGUGUUAUGUUUCUUUUCUGUGCCAUCUCAUAUAACAGUGAAAGACUUACUGAGGUUUAUUUCACCUAUGCGUAAUGUGAUUGUAGAGCUGAAAAUCGUAAAGGAUAGUACUCCAAAUCAGUAUAUGGCAUUGAUAAAGUUCCGUACACCUGAAGACACGGGCCAUUUUUAUGAUACCUACAAUGGCACCUCUUACAAUACUUUGGAACAAGAAGUGUGCCAACUAAUGUAUGUCUCACAUGUAGAGAUCACGCACCCUUCUACAGGCGUUGCAUUUCCCACCAAAGAUUUAAGGGAGUUGCCUUCUUGUCCGGUGUGUUUGGAGCGUCUGGAUGAACCCGUGCAAGGAAUACUGACUACGAUUUUAUGUAACCACACAUUCCAUGAUGGGUGUAUUUCACAGGUAGAAGAUACCAUUUGCCCAGUUUGCCGUUAUGUCCAGUCACCUGAAAUGCUCUCUGACAGUCAGUGUGCAGACUGUGAUAUAAGAGAAAACUUAUGGAUUUGUCUCAUAUGUGGUCAUGUUGGUUGUGGUCGUUAUGGUCAAAAACAUGCACAGGUGCAUUUUGAGGAAACAGGACAUACAUUCGCCUUAGAGCUCGGCAAAACUUUGGUCUGGGAUUACGCUGAUGAUGCAUAUGUUCACCGGCUAGCUGUUAAUCAUGAGGAUGGAAAAUUAGUUCAGCUUGGGCCCAAUAAUGAAACUGGUAACAAAAAGCUAGAUAUAAUUAGCAUGGAAUUCAGUGCCAUCUUAACAAGUCAACUGGAAUCACAACGUGCAUACUUCGAGUCCCAACUGGGUUUAAUAACUACUCAGUCAAAUGUUCAUCUCGAAGAAAUGGAAUCCCGUGUCGAAUCUGCCUUAUCCGCUGCGCAAACAGCCGAAAAGAAACUCUCUGAAGUCAUAAAAGAGAACCUAGUCAUCAGUCGUAAAUUGCAACAAGCAACAUCACUAGCUCAACGUUUACAAAAGGAUUUGGAAGAAGAACGUGCUUUAAAUCGAAGUUUACUUAUAAAUGAGAAAACCUGGCGUGAAAGAACAGAACAAGCGGAAUCGGAAGCGAAAACAGCUCGUGCAGAAUGUAGAGAAUUACUAUUAAACUUGGAAUUACGAGAUAAAUUAAAUGAAUUAAACACAAAUAAAGAGCUGACAAAAGAUGAACUCGAAACAUGUGAAAUCUCUUUGCAACCCGGUAGUUCACAAAAAGCAAGUCGAAGACGACGUAAACGCUAGAAUCUUUUCUACAUAGAUGUCUACUAAAGAGAAAAUACUGUCAGAUGAAUGAUAUAAUCUUAUUACAUUUGACAGUAUUAUAUAUCUUCACUUCUUGUAAUCUAAUUGUCAAUUCACUCAAUCAUUGAUUUAAAGAAAAGUUAUAUAUGUGUAUACUGUUAUUAAUUUAUGGAAGAUAAUAUAUAAUUCUACUGUCUGCUC